UCUGGUCACGCUGCCCCAAGCGUUAGUGUUUUUCCCAUCUCUACUCACUGUUUCGCGAAAUACAAAAACAAUAAUUGGUAAAAAAAACGAUUAAUUAUUGUUAUUGGGGCUAAUUUAUGGCAAAAGUGCACAGAUGCCAAACAUUCGCACGUGACACGAACACGAUUGGCAUUUGUGAGCGUGAGGGGAAUCCCGAAUAGAAUGAGAGAAGAUGCGCAUGCGCAGCCGCAGAUUGCUACCGAUUGUCCUGUCGCUGCUAAUCCUGGUCCUCCUGUGUCUCAGUUACUUUUCCGGCCACCUCAGGGACCCUCCUGACGAUGAAUUCCUCCUGCAUUUGCCCGCCGAAGCCGAACAGACGUUGGACAAGACCACGCGUCCUGGCGAGCCCACAGAGCCCAGUGGUCCCCUGCUUAAUCUGACCGAUUUCGACUAUCUACUGCGCAGUAAUGUCUGCCGCAAGGCUGAUCGUGAGCUGUUGGCCAUUCUGAUAGUCACCUCGUAUGCUGGACACGAUGCCCUGCGCUCCGCCCAUCGUCAGGCCAUACCCCAGAGCAAGCUGGCCGAGAUGGGUCUACAGCGAGUGUUCCUUCUGGCCGCCCUGCCCAGUCGGGAGCACUUCCUUACCCAGGAACAGCUUGUGAGCGAACAAAAGCGCUUCGGUGAUCUUCUCCAGGGUAACUUUGUGGAGGAUUACCGGAACCUGAGCUACAAGCAUGUGAUGGGCUUAAGGUGGGCGGCCCAGGAGUGCAAGGAUCACGCCAAGUUCAUAAUCAAGCUGGACGAUGACAUCAUAUAUGAUGUAUUCCAUCUUAGGCGGCACCUGGAGGCCCUGGAAGUGGGCCAACCCGCCCUGGCCACCUCCAGCACCCUGCUAUCUGGCUUUGUGCUGGAUGCCAAGCCGCCGAUCCGCCUGAAAGCCAACAAAUGGUAUGUGACCCGGCAGGAGUAUCCACAUGCCCUCUACCCUGCCUACCUUUCCGGCUGGAUGUACAUCACCAAUGUACCCACGGCGUCUAGGCUGGUGGCAGAGGCGGAGAGGGUGCCCAUCUUUUGGAUCGACGACACCUGGCUAACAGGUGUGGUGCGAACUCGGCUGGGCAUCCCGCUGGAACGCCAUAACGACUGGUUCUCGGCCAAUGCCGAGUUCCUCGACUGCUGUGUGCGAGACCUGAAGCAGCACAGCUACGAGUGCGAAUACUCCAUAGGUCCGAAUGGCGGAGAUGACCGCCUGCUGGUCGAAUUCCUUCACAACGUGGAGAAGUGCUACUUUGACGAGUGCGUGAAGCGACCGGCUGGCAAGUCGCUGAAGGAAACGUGCGUGGCAGCCGCCAAGUCGCGAGCUCCCGAGCACGGCUUGGCCGAGAUAAAACCGGUGAAGCUGAGGUGACCCCUCGGUUCCAAUUCCGGGAAUCUGACCCACCACACGCGCCAGCUCAGUAAUUAACUUUAAUUUCAUCUAUACCUAAGGCAUCCCAUGUGCAAGAGGCCCGUCCUCACCCAUUUUAGUUUCUUAUUUUAAGCUUAAGAUUAUGCAGAAUAGUUUUUUCUGGAUGCAUCCUGUUUGAUAUAACCAGUGGUGAGUCAAACUAUUCAUAUUCCUUGACUAGCCAGUUGCUAAUCUUACUCCCUAAUUGCAGUGUGAUAAGAUCGAGUACUCAGAAAUAUAAAUAUGUGCAGAAGAAAGUCGCUAAGGUAAGGUUUUAUCACACUCACUUUUCUCAGUAACACUACAGACUCCGUCCUAAUCAGUAUGCUAGGGUUAGGCUCAAAGUAAAUAAGCAAUCAACUGCAUUUAUACAAUAAAAUCCAAAUAAAUUGCAUAUUUUUUUAAUAAAACUUUUAAAAAUAAACCUAAAUUGAUUUG
Molecule: messenger RNA, 1864 nt
Organism: Drosophila bipectinata
Lineage: Eukaryota; Metazoa; Arthropoda; Insecta; Diptera; Drosophilidae
Product: beta-1,3-galactosyltransferase 5
Cellular component (GO): Golgi membrane
Molecular function (GO): hexosyltransferase activity
Source: RefSeq, a predicted model, not a curated record